CCAACUUACAUUGCAAAAACAUAUUUUACAAUAAGUUGAGUGAUAUUUAGAAACAUAAGGACACGUAGUUUUCUAACAAUGAAAGCAUCAUCGCAAAUAAGACGGAAACCAACUGCUCAGACGCUCACUUCUGUAACCAAGAACGAUGACACAAUUGAGCCGAAGGUUAAGAAACAGAAUGGUGCUCUGUUGAAACCUCGGAUGACCACAAGAACUAUCCCGACAACUAAGAGCGAUGUCAAACACCGCAGAGGUCCUACCAAGGCCACCGAACCAGCCAAAUCUGUAAGCUUAACCGAGCUAUCUAGAACAAAACCACCUGCAAAGCCGGAUAUCAAAAGCAAGAAAGUAGUUCCAACCAAAUCUGCGAUAAUAACUGGGCCAUCAAAAGUAAGUUCGAAUGCCCCAGUACCACCACGUGUACGAACUCAAACUAGAACGCUCAAACCGGAAGAAGUGACUGUGUUGAAGUAUGUUGCGCCAGAAAGUGCUAAGAUUCCUAGCGAUCAACGUAAGGCACCUGUUUCGUUUGAGGUAGAGGUUAAGAGUACAAAGUCAAUUGAUGUGACAAGUACUAAACCACCAGUUGAGGAAAAAAGUUAUGAACGAAACAAUGAAACUGACAAUGAAGAUCAGUAUGAAUCAGAGUUUGAGUCUUACGAAUCAGAUUUCGAGUGUGGAUCUUCAUCGUCGAGCAAACAUUCAGAUUCGGAUUCAACCAUCAGUGAGCCCGCCGAUUCGGAUCAAUCUUCGACUCUAGAUAAUGUUAAAGAAGAAUUCACGGAAGAAGAGGAUAGACCAACCAUAGAGCAAAAGCUAGAUUCUGGUCACUAUGAAAUACAAAUUAAAAAGGUGCAACCACAAAUUGAAAGUGUUGCAUGCUCUGCUACUAGCAAAUCGGAUGACAAUCAACCUGAUUCGGGUAUGAAUAGUGGUCAAUACGAAGGAAAUUGUAUCAUUAAACUUCUGUUGCAACAUCGAUUCACGGAUAUCCUUAACAAAAUCACACUCAAUACAAUGCCGUUCGAACUGUAUGAAGAACAGCCUGCGUCUCAUGAACACUUUCUAUUAAAUUAUGCCACAAAUAGUGGUGUUUUGAAUUACUCUCAAACUGAGUCAGAAGCUGUAUCGUUUGAAUCUCAAACCAAAGAAGUUUUUUACAGAACCUGCUGGUCUCAAUAUCCACCGCAAUUUUCCAAAAAGACGUUAAUUAGAAAAGAUUAUAACCGCUCGUAUCUUGAAGAGAAGAGUGGCUUUGGCACAGAUAGCUGCCUCGAUGGUAGUCCCAGGUCCAAGGAAAAUGAUGUAUUUUCAAAAUUAAUUUCGAAUCUUCACAGUAAAUCUAAACAUUCAUCAGAUCACGUACAAAAGCGACCAUUAAUUAGUCCAGACCAACUGCACCGAUUUCUUCAGCGAUCAUGUGCAUUGGUGGAAAUGGCUAUUAAUAAAAAACGAAAGAAAUCUUCGCCACAAUCAGCCGUCAAUUCAGUAAAUCUGAAGCAAAUGAAUCCUCUACAGAACAGUGUUGUUAGCUCAGUUCGAUGUGAUUUGAGCUCGCUACACGUUUUUCUAACGCUUCAUGAGUGCCAGGUACUUCAUCAGAGGGAACGAAACGAGUACUCCAUUUGCAUAUGGGACACCAGGCGAUUCACCGAGCCACAGGUUGUUCUUUCAUGCUGGGAAAAUGUCACCUGCAUAGAAAAGGUCGGUCCAAUCGUAAUUGCCGGAACGGCCAGCGGAGCUUUGUGUUUGUGGGAUAUCGAAAAGACUGACGAGGGAAACGGUGCGAUUCAAAUAGUUACACAGAUGAUAGGAAACACUGAUUUGAAACAUUACGGAGGAGUUGUUGCAAUUAAAUCCAUACGUCAAAUGAAUAAUCUGAAGUGUUUAAUCAUUGAUCAGAUAAUUACCUUGUUUGGAAAUGGAACACUAGUCACCUGGGUGUUAUCCCCGCAAGACAAGUAUGCAGUUGCAGAUAUGGACAAACAAAACCUGAAUCUUGUUUUCCAUAAUGCCAAAUAUUGUCUGUCUCAUAAAUAUAACCUGGACUUAUCUAAUUUUAUAACAAACCAAAAGAGUUUUAAGAUAGAAAACCCAAACAUUCAAACAAGUCCCACAUUUUCCGGAGAAAUGAUAGUUAAUCGUAACAAUGUGAUAAUAGCCAUGAACUCACAUCUGAUUGUAGUUAAUCAUCUUGAGCAAAAAUGUUCAGCAAUUAUAAAGAUUUGCGAUCCGACCAUGACAUUCAUGAAACAUCCCGAUAUCACAGAAUUGUUGAUAGCUCAUUCAUUGAAUAACACAGUUCAAAUAUUAAAAGUAACCAACAGUGAAUACGAAACCUGGCAAAGAAAAGGAGUACUGUACAAAAACGCAAAGUUGGCUCCAAAUGCCGAAAAAACUCCCAUUCUGAGCAAUAAAUCUUGUGCGAUACAAAAUAUCGUCCAGAAUGAACGUGAGCUGUAUCGUGAUCGUAUUCAUGGUGAUCAUCAGACGCAAUCACCCAGCACCACACUGAAUGAUUUAGAUUUGCAUAAACCCAGCUCAGAAGGGAUUGAAAUGGGAUCGAUGAUGCAUCAUGGUCAGAUCGUUUUUCUAAAGCACGUGUCACCACGAUAUCGAUCAUUGUUUUUCCUGGACCAUGCGCGAAUACUAUGCGUCGACAGGGAGAACGCUGUCACACUAAUUGAUAUGAAAAGCAAGACGGAGAUCAAACUAAACGAGCGGACAGCAUCCGAACUCAGAAGAUACAGGUUACUCGGAAUGACACACAACCAAGCGAUAAUGGCAGAAAACGACCAAGAAAUUAUCUUUUAUGAUUUAAGGGAUCAUUUGGGAGUUCCCUAGAGAAGGUUGCGGCAAUAAUUCAAAAUUUGCAAAGGUUUUAUAAAUAACAGUUGACUAAUAAUUUGUAAAAAACAAAAUGUAAGGCAUUGUGAAAAAUAUAUGCACAGUUAUUCAAUUCACACAAAUUACACGUUUUUUUCCGAUUGUUCUUCUUUUCAUGUUGGUUAUAUUUCUUUUAAUUCUUCUUUUUGUUAAUUCUCUCCCAUAUAGUGGACCACUGCCCAUAAGUACAUAAUUGUCACAUGUGAAAUGUUGUCAUUUUGUAGUUAUCGAUCCAAUA
Molecule: messenger RNA, 3124 nt
Organism: Culex pipiens pallens (northern house mosquito)
Lineage: Eukaryota; Metazoa; Arthropoda; Insecta; Diptera; Culicidae
Exons: 6
Coding region: 79-2844 (921 amino acids)
Biological process (GO): intraciliary transport
Cellular component (GO): cytoplasmic dynein complex
Molecular function (GO): dynein heavy chain binding; dynein light chain binding
Source: RefSeq, a predicted model, not a curated record